Dicrocoelium dendriticum is the source of this 707-nucleotide messenger RNA. The record is from the annotation of a GenBank genome assembly. Lineage: Eukaryota; Metazoa; Platyhelminthes; Trematoda; Plagiorchiida; Dicrocoeliidae.
AUGCAACAUAAUGAGGAAAGCUAUAAAGCCUCCAAGUACAGGGGUCGCCUGAUCGAUUGUUCGUCUCUGCGCAGUUUGCAAUCGCUAUUCGAGAAGUUCUACCCCCACUUACUGGAGUCCACCUCAUCUACUCUUGCAGAAAAACCGCCCAGUGGCUCCAGCAUUCUCACUGGUGGCCAGUCUGUGCAGCAUCUUCUGAAGCGCGCAGUUGUCGAACAUAACAUGAUCGCAGCAAGCCUGAUUUACAACAAUAUUAGCCUGGCUAAUUUGGGCGAUUUGUUGGAAAUUUCAGCCGAAGAAGCGGAAUCAAUCGCCUCUCAAAUGAUAAGCGAGGAAAGGUUGACUGGCCAAAUCGAUCAAAUUGACAGUGUAAUUCAUUUCAAAGUCCCGGUGUCCGGUCAGGAUCCGGUGCUGGUCUCGUGGAGUGCCCGGAUCCACAGUCUAUGCACCUCGGUGAACCGAAUAAUGGAAGAUAUCGAGGCUGCGCAUCCUGAAUGGGUCCACACACAGUUGGCGACGCGUAUGUCAGUGGAUCCGAUUUUAUGAUUUCCCUCCGAUUAGCGUUAUUUGGUGUCGGUUUCCGACUACCAGGUAUUACUGAGCCUACCCUCUGUCAUCCGCCCCCCCUCAUGUUCUGUACAUCGAAUCUGCUUGUUACCUCCAUUUGUUUGCUAAAAUAAUUGAAACGAUACUCCAUCUCGAAUUUC